Molecule: messenger RNA, 2544 nt
Organism: Spodoptera frugiperda (fall armyworm)
Lineage: Eukaryota; Metazoa; Arthropoda; Insecta; Lepidoptera; Noctuidae
Gene: Mapmodulin
Product: acidic leucine-rich nuclear phosphoprotein 32 family member A
Exons: 7
Coding region: 152-1066 (304 amino acids)
Cellular component (GO): nucleus
Molecular function (GO): histone binding
Source: RefSeq, a predicted model, not a curated record
AUUUCGCCACCAGGCGGCGCCUCUAGUACGACGUCACUCGUGUAUCUAUAGUUUCCUUCUGUUUUGAAACCCAAGCUUAGUGAUUUAGUUCCUUGAGAAAUAUUAAAUACGUGAAAAGUGUUAUAAACUGGAAAUCAACAGGCUCCCAAAGAUGGAAAAGAGGGUUGCUUUGGAAUUAAGAGGAAGAAAUCCUUCACAGGUAAAGGAACUAAACCUGGACAAUUGCAGGAGUACCACCAUAGUUGGGUUAACAGAUGAAUACAUUAACCUUGAAAAUCUCAGUCUCAACAAUGUUGGACUCACCACACUUAAAGGUUUUCCAAAACUGCCCAAGCUCAGGAAACUCGAGCUCUCUGACAACAGAAUAUCCAAUGGGCUGAACUUCCUAAAUGGCUGCAAAAAGCUAACACAUCUCAACUUAUCAGGAAACAAAAUAAAAGAUUUAGACACUUUGAAGCCUUUGGAGGAGUUUGAAUACUUAAAGAACCUUGAUUUGUUCAACAAUGAAGUCACUAGCAUUGAAGAAUAUAGGAGUAAAGUGUUCGCACUACAUCCAUCUUUAAAAUAUUUAGAUGGAUUUGACAAACAAGACAGAGAGGUUGAGGACAGUGAUGCGGAGGAAGAGGAUGAAAUGAAUGGAAAUAAUGACAGUGAAGAUGAUUUGGACAUAGAUUUGGGUCCGUUGGUGAUAAAUGAUGAUAGCGUAUGCGAAAUUCCUGAAGAGGAGAGAACCUCUCUACCAAUGAUAUUAUACACUGUUUAUGGUCUGCUAUUCCACAUGGGUUUCCUUUUAAAGAGUUCAGAGGUUGAAGAAGAAGAGGAAGAUGACGAGGAUGUGUCUCUUAGUGCAGUCUACAAUGAUAAUCUUGAAGAAGAGAGCUCUACCAGCUCUUUAUAUGCAGGCAGUGAGGUUGAGGAAGAGGAGGAAGUAGAUGACGAAGAAGAGAAUGACCGUGAGGGAAAUCAAAAUUCUAAAGUACAAGAUGGUGAGGAGAAUGCAGACGGAGCACCCGAAGAAAGCACUCGGGGUAAAAAACGGAAACACGAGGAUGACGACGAGAAUUGAGUGUUGCCUUAAGCGGAAUUAUCUUACUAGUUUGUAAGUGUACAGCGCUCCGAUGCAUCGGACAAUAAACCUGUUCACAAUCACGAAACCCCGCAGUCAUCCCCGUAGACUAGUUGUCAUUCGUGAGAUUGAUACCCGACACCCAAUGAGGCUAGACUCUAUCGCUUUCACUCUAGUUUCACGCGUCCAUCGGAUGUCGUACAAUUUUAUGAAGUUUUUCUAUCAUUGAUUAAUGUUGGAUGUCUCAAUAGACAUGUGAAAUCUGUAGUUUGUUGUCCGACAGUUAAUGUUUCAAUUAAAUUGUUUAUGUAAUAAUCAUUUUUUAUUCUAUUGAUAUGCUUAAUUUUUAGUCUAAUCAUUGAAAUGGAAGUGCAUGAUUAUAGGUUAAAAUAGCUCUCAUUUGAUCUACAGUUAUGAAGAAUUGUAUUAAUUAGCUGUAAGUAAGAACAUGAGUAAAUUGUUAGACAAAACUAUUCCAAAAAUUGCCCUUGGAAUCUGUUACAAACCUUAGUUCUCACAUGGGCGCCGCCUGUUUUUUGAUGACCAAGUUAGACUGAUAAAGACAUACUAAAAAUUUUAAAUACUAUGACAUGACGUCAAUUUUCUUGUAGAGAAUUAUUUACUAUAAUUACAAAUUAUGAUAAUAAUGGGGAGUAAUACAUCAACAUCCAUGAUUUCGAGUUUAUAAGAUUAAGAGGGAGAAUAAAAUAUUUUUACAAGAACAAAAGCUAAAGUAAUGCCCUCAUUUAUUCCAAUUUUUCGGCUGGUUUAUUUACUGCAUAAAUAUUUUUACUAUAUUAACCUUUAUAUCGCCGUGAGCAUUGCACCAAUACCCAUAAUAAUUGGAUGUUGCUGCAAACUAAAUGUCUCUGUACUGUACUUAUUUCCAAAUACAUUUUCCAUCGAUUCUUAAAUGGUCCACUACUAGUAUAUCACGUAUAACUCUUUAUCAGGUAACAAAUAUUGACAAUACGACUUUUUCUAGUACACAUUGAUAUAAGUAGCAGUCGGUCAAAGGUUAAGGUUUAUGAAUGUUAUUCAUAAAAUUUAACUGCACAGAUAAUGUGUAAUCUCCCACACUGGAAUUUAAAAUGCAACAUCAAAUUAUUCGUAAUCUCACUAAUGAUAACUGAAAAUAUUCAGGAAAACAAAAUUAAUUUUCAAUGGGCGUAGUAAAAUAUCGUAAUCUGAUUAAUUAGAUCAAAUCUUUGACGUCUGAUGAGUUCAGAGAGUAUUUUUCUACAAUCUUUUUAAAUUUUAAAAUAGCAAUUAAUGCACUUAUGAAUAUCAAUGAAAUGUUUGGUUGAUGCAUCAUGGUGAACGUGCCAGAUAUGUUGAAGAGAAUUUUAGUUAAUAAUUUUAUUAUAUUGUGUAAGUCAUUAAGUUUAAGUAAUUUACAACUUUGGCCUGUUGAUAUAUAUUAUAUAUAAUCCUAUUAAGACUUUAUUUCUGGGAUUGUAAAAUAAAAGCUAAAUAUA